AUGGCUAAAAUUCCCUUCCAAGAGUUAAUCGGAAUUUCGUUGUUUGCUGCACAGCUAACUCGUCUCGUAAACCUACUCAGUUAUUUCAGCAAUAGACAUGAAGUUUGGAAGGCAGCUAAACGUGUGUUGCGAUACCUAAAAGAAACAAUUAACUACAAAUUGAACUAUUUGAAUUUAGAAGAAUUUAAUGUAAAAGGUUUCUCUGAUGCUGACUAUGUCAAUGAUCCAGAUGGGAGAAAGUCAAUUACAGGUUACGAGUUUCUCAGUCAAGGUGAAGCGAUUUCUUGGAGAUCUAAAAAACAAACAACUACAGCAUUUUCGACCUACGAAGCUAAGUAUAUAGCUUUAGGAUCCUCAGUGCAAGAAGCGUUCUGGUUAAGAGGUCUUGAAGAAGAAAUUUUAAAUACAAACCUAACUGCAACCAACAUUUGA
This is a messenger RNA of Eupeodes corollae, 432 nucleotides long. RefSeq lists its product as uncharacterized. Lineage: Eukaryota; Metazoa; Arthropoda; Insecta; Diptera; Syrphidae. The record is from RefSeq and is a predicted model, not a curated record. Bases 1 to 432 code for a protein of 143 amino acids. The transcript has a single exon.